AUGGCUGUAAAGGCUCUCCCACCCGCUUUCCGCAUCCCAACACGGACUUUUUAUUGUAUCACAGCACGCCAGUAUUCAUCCUCACGCACAGCUGAUGAGGCCCGGACCUCCCUGGCGACACAAUUCCCUACCUCCAAAACAGUCACACCUCGCUCAGAAAAACCACCCUCAAACGCCGCAGAUUAUGUCUUAACAUCCCUCGACCAAAUCGUAAACUGGGCCCGCCAAGGCUCCCUAUGGCCCCUCAGCUUCGGGCUCGCCUGCUGCGCAAUCGAAAUGAUGCAGACCUCCAUGCCCCGCUACGACCAAGACCGGCUGGGUAUAAUCUUCCGCGCCUCCCCGCGCCAAGCAGACGUAAUGAUCGUGGCUGGGACCGUGACGAACAAAAUGGCACCCGCGCUGCGGCAGUGCUAUGACCAAAUGCCUGAUCCGAAGUGGGUGAUUAGCAUGGGUAGCUGUGCGAAUGGGGGCGGGUACUAUCACUAUAGCUAUAGUGUGGUUCGGGGUGUUGAUAGGAUUGUUCCGGUCGAUGUUUAUGUGCCUGGGUGUCCGCCUACGCCGGAGGCGCUGCUGUAUGGGAUUUUUCAGUUGCAGAAGAAGAUGAGGCAUACUAAGACGACCCGGAUGUGGUUCCGGAGAUAG
This is a messenger RNA of Aspergillus versicolor CBS 583.65, 642 nucleotides long. RefSeq names its product NuoB/complex I 20 kDa subunit family protein. Lineage: Eukaryota; Fungi; Ascomycota; Eurotiomycetes; Eurotiales; Aspergillaceae. The transcript is spliced from 3 exons. Gene Ontology annotation, molecular function: NADH dehydrogenase (ubiquinone) activity; 4 iron, 4 sulfur cluster binding; quinone binding. Bases 1 to 642 code for a protein of 213 amino acids. Gene Ontology annotation, biological process: mitochondrial respiratory chain complex I assembly; aerobic respiration; electron transport coupled proton transport. The record is from RefSeq and is a predicted model, not a curated record.